Messenger RNA from Schistosoma haematobium, 5683 nucleotides. RefSeq lists its product as uncharacterized. The record is from RefSeq and is a predicted model, not a curated record. Bases 422 to 3829 code for a protein of 1135 amino acids. The transcript is spliced from 2 exons. NCBI's taxonomy places the organism in Eukaryota, Metazoa, Platyhelminthes, Trematoda, Strigeidida, Schistosomatidae.
CUUGUUAGGUGUUUAGAGAUAAUUAGAAGAAAACUAUGAAAUCCGGUUUUAAGCAAGUUGAUGCUUUCCACCAACAUAUACCUGUAAUCUAGAACAAACUGGUGCUUCCUAUGACAGUUGAACCCAUGUCACCUCGUUUCAAAGUUUGAUUUUUUCGGAAUGGACUUGAUUUACUUAAUACACAUAACAAGUCACUGCUAACGCGCAAAAAUUUUGGUGUAAAAAACUUGCUUCAUACAGUUGAACCAAUCAAAAAUCAAGGUUAUCCACACAGUUAAUUAAAAUGAUGAUUGGUAGUUCUAGUACUGUUUAUUAAUAAUCUGAUUGGUUACUUGUCAAUUAGAUUUGAUACAGUUUAUAAAUCAGUCAUUUUCAUUUUGGAAGACUUAUUCAAACUUUGUUGGUGUGAUUUACCUACACAAUGGGCUCUAUUUUAUCACGAUUCAGUUCACGUAAAGAUGAAAAAUCAGACACAGAUUCACGUUCAGCAACUACUAUACGCAAACGUUUUAGUUGGAGAUCUAAUAAAAAGCCAACUGAUGUCGGUGGUACUUCAGUGAACCGAUCAAGUACUAUGCCUGCAAGAACUAGAUUACAACCAACUGAAGAAACUCCUGAAGACAGAAAACAUGAUGACAUUUUUGAUAGUGAACAAGAUGAAAAGAGUUAUUCAAAAGCUAUUGUCAAACCAAAUCAAAAUGACGAUACUUCACAACAUUCAAGUGGACAACUGGAACAACACAAUGUAGAAUGCGCUAAAAAACCUAUCGUAUGUGAAAUACCUGGGGGAAAAGAUGAGAAACAACCUAUUCAAAUUUCAUCGACUAUUGAACCAGAAAAUAAAGAUAAUAUGGCGAGGACAAUUUCUACGGAAGAAGCUGAACUGUUGAUGGGUCAUGUUUUACCAAAUCAGGAAAAUGUUAGUCCUCAUGAAAAUAUAACUGUAUCAGGAACAAAUAGUUCUCUUACUCAUGAUAAUAUAAAUUUCAAUCAUACUGAAGAUCUAAUAGUUAAUAAACAACAACUACAAGAAACAUUGGACCACUCUAUUAAUGAUUCUUGUCUAACGAUGGACCAACAAGAAAUUAUUAAAGACCAGAAUGGAUUUGUUGACGAUACUCAGCAUCAUUUUGAAGAUAAGACAGAUUUAUUAAAAGAUGAUAUCCACUCUGAAGUAGUUCGAGAAGAGAUAAAAUUGGAGCAAAAUCCACCAUUAUAUCUUUCUCCAGAAGAGAAAGAAGAAUUUGUGCAUCAGGAUAUCCGUAGAGAUAACAGUACUGAACAGUUAAACGCUGAAGAUGAUAUUAUAAAACAGGAAGGUGAAGAAAAUCUGAGUAUUGAAGGUUCUAGUCAUAAUGAAGUUAUGCAGUCUUCACCGGCGGUAUGCUUUUCUCGUUCAAAUGUAGUUGAAUAUACACCUCCUGAGCAGACACACCUUGUUGAUAUAGAUGAACAAACGUAUAAUCAGCAAACAAAUAAUAUUUCAAACAUUCAAUCUUCAGAAACUGUUGCAGAGAAAGAUUUAAUCCAUGAGCAGAUUGUACAGAAUGAGUUAUUGGAAUGUUCAGCUGAACCUCGUCCAUUCCAUAAUCUAUCUAACAAUGAAAAAUUCUUUAAUUCAGAACUUAUUGACACAGAUAACAAGGUGAAUUUCGUUGAAACUGAGAAUACAUUAGAUAACGUAAUUUCAGAACAUGUCGAACAGAAAGAUGCAAUCCAAGAAACAAUGGAAAAAGAGUUCAACGAAAGCUUAAUCAAUUCAGGUGAAACAAAAAUUUUGUCGGCUGAUGAACCACCUAAUAAUUUGAAUGAUAAUACACAUGUUGAACAAACUGAUAAUCUCUCCCACCAUAAAAACACAGAGCAUGAAGCACCGAUUGACGAGGAAGAAACACUCAAUGAACUAGAUAAAUGCUUAUCUCAACCAGGUUUGACACAUGAUCCAAUGCAUAGUAUAUCUCCUAUUACCACGGAACCUAAUAAUUUGAAUGAUAAUAUACAUGUUGAACAAACUGAUAAUCUCUCCCACCAUAAAAACACAGAGCAUGAAGCACCGAUUGACGAGGAAGAAACACUCAAUGAACUAGAUAAAUGCUUAUCUCAACCAGGUUUGACACAUGAUCCAAUGCAUAGUAUAUCUCCUAUUACCACGGAACCUAAUAAUUUGAAUGAUAAUAUACAUGUUGAACAAACUGAUAAUCUCUCCCACCAUAAAAACACAGAGCAUGAAGCACCGAUUGACGAGGAAGAAACACUCAAUGAACUAGAUAAAUGCUUAUCUCAACCAGGUUUGACACAUGAUCCAAUGCAUAGUAUAUCUCCUAUUACCACGGAACCUAAUAAUUUGAAUGAUAAUAUACAUGUUGAACAAACUGAUAAUCUCUCCCACCAUAAAAACACAGAGCAUGAAGCACCGAUUGACGAGGAAGAAACACUCAAUGAACUAGAUAAAUGCUUAUCUCAACCAGGUUUGACACAUGAUCCAAUGCAUAGUAUAUCUCCUAUUACCACGGAACCUAAUAAUUUGAAUGAUAAUAUACAUGUUGAACAAACUGAUAAUCUCUCCCACCAUAAAAACACAGAGCAUGAAGCACCGAUUGACGAGGAAGAAACACUCAAUGAACUAGAUAAAUGCUUAUCUCAACCAGGUUUGACACAUGAUCCAAUGCAUAGUAUAUCUCCUAUUACCACGGAACCUAAUAAUUUGAAUGAUAAUAUACAUGUUGAACAAACUGAUAAUCUCUCCCACCAUAAAAACACAGAGCAUGAAGCACCGAUUGACGAGGAAGAAACACUCAAUGAACUAGAUAAAUGCUUAUCUCAACCAGGUUUGACACAUGAUCCAAUGCAUAGUAUAUCUCCUAUCACCACGGAACCUAUUAAUUUAAAUGAUGAUAUGUAUGUUGAACAAACUGAGAAUCUGUCACACUCUGAAAACAUGGAGUCUAUUAACUUGAAUGAUGAUAUACGUGCAGAACAGACUGAGUACACUUCACCUUCUGAAUACAAUGUAAAUAAUAAUGUGUCUACGGAAAAGUUCAUUGACACUGUAGUGGAAAGCUCAGCUGAACAAGUUAUAGAAUGCGAUUUCUCUUCAAAUGAGUCACGUUUUACAUCAGAACUGGUAUUAAGUGAAGAAAAUAGAGAAGCUACUACAGACGUUGACUUAGAACAUCCUACUGAAGAUAUUAAAACAGAAGAUAUUCAUCAUAAGCAAGCAAAUGACACUGAAACUUUAACUACACUCGAAGAAUCAGUUAACCUGCAAAAUACAAUGAACUCAACUCAUAUUGAUGAUGAAAUUGAUCAGCAUCAAAUACUUGAAUUAUCGUACAAUGAAAAUCAUUCUGAUGUUCCACUUAAUGCAGAUACCAUCGAUGUAAUCACUUCAGAGAAUUUACAUACAAAUUUGAUAAGUACAAAUGAUGUACUAAAACAACAGGAUGUGUUCAAUUCAAUGUCAAUGAAUGAUGAUAACGAUAUCAUUAAGAAUUUAGAAAAUUCUAAAAAUAAUGAAAUUCAUGAAUUUGAAGAUGAAGCCCAAUCUUUAGUUCAAUCUGUUUUAAACAAUGCAAAAGAAUUUGUCUUUAAUGAGAAUAAUUUUGAUAAUCAUUACAACUCUGAUAACAUGAAUACAAAUCUUAACUUGACCAAUAAUAACAAUAAUGAUUAUCUUACUACUAAUAAUAACAGUUUUAUGAAUGAAGAAGAUACUAUUGAAAUGAAACAAGAUAUAACAAUGAAAACAUCAAUGGAAUUUGAUCAUUCUGAUCUAUCUGAAUUAAAUAAUCAACUUUUAAAGAACACAAAUGAUCUUGCCAUAGCAUAAAUACAACAACAACAAAAAUGACACAUCGUUCUUCUUUUUGUUUUUGGUGACAUUAUUUGUACACAUCAAUGAAACCUAUGAUAUGUUCAUUAGUCAAACUCAAUGAAAAUCUAACUGUUCUUGUCAAAUUUAAGUAAGUUUCAUUGUUGUAAUUAACCUGACCAUUAAUAAGACAGAGAUAACUACUACUACUAAUUCUCGGUUAUUGAUUGAUACUAUAUAUAGUUCCGUUUUGCCUAUCAAUGCUUUCUGAUUAGUUUAUGAACAUUAUCUUGAUCAUUGUUAUGCUGUUAUUGACUAUGGUUUACAUUUCAUAUAUAUAUAACAAUAAUCUUAUUCAAUUAUUUCAUCUUUGUAUGUUUCAUUAUGCAUUUUCCUAAUUGAAACGAUUUGUGAGACAGGAGUAAUUUUUAUUUGAAUUCACAAGCAAGACUAUAACCAUAUAUAUAUAUAUAUAUAUAUAUAUAUAUAUAUAUAUAUAUAUAUAUAUAUAUUAUACAACGAAUUGACAUUGCUUUUGUUUGAACCGAGUGUUUUGUAUUAGAACAAAAAGUAUAUCCAUUUUUCUUUUCUUUUUUUUGUGGAGAAAAGAAAAAAAAUUUAAAAAAAUUAAUUGUUCCCAUGAAUAAUCAAUCGAUGUUUGCUUUAUUUUUUACUGCUUUACCAUUCAACGAACUAGUUUGUUGCUAUGGCAUGAAUGAUUGGAAUAUGUUCUCUGUGUUUUUUUUUUAAAUUGUCAUGUUCUUUUAUUGAUUUUAACUUUAAUGCUUACUUACUUAAAUAAUGAGUAGUUUCUUUUUCUCAUUUUUCCCAGUAAUGAAUUCAUUUGUGUAGUAUCAGUUUUGUUGUGCUACAACCCCCCCACACACACACACAGUAUGCUUAUAAUCUUGUCUUAUUUUUUUAUUAAUAAAAAAUCAAAUUACCAUUUUGGUUACUUAAUUGUUAAAUAUUAAUAUUCUUAAUUAUUAUUACGAAGAAGAAAAUAAAACACAAUUACAUUGAUUAUAACAAUAAUUUACUAUUUUUACUCUAUUUGGGUUCCUUUUAUUUUUUUUCAAACUAUGUGCGUUGACAUCAUUGAAUCUAGUGAUUACUCAGAUAGGUCGUCAUCAUCAUCAUCAUGGGUUGCACCUACGUGUGAUUAUCUCUCUCUCUGCGUGUGUGUGUGUGUGUGUGUGCACACUCGAACAUGUAUCAUUCUAAUAGUUAGUAAGUACUGAUAAUGAAAACGAUGAUGAUAAUGAUUAUCACAUUCGAUAGUUUUUUAUAUUUAAGAAGAUAAGACCUUUAAGUGUUUGUUCAACUUGGUGAAGAAUCUGCACAUAUAUUCUAUGUGAUGACUGUAAUGUAUAUAUAUUCAAUUAUAUUUACCAUGGAGCCUAGUACAAUUGUACGUUAGUCAAAGUUGACACACUAAAUUAGCAAUGUAAGAUACAAUUAAUAAAGCAAUAAGCACAGGAGUUGAAAUAAUUGUUUCGAGAACAUAGAAUUAAAUGACAUUUGGAUGAAUACUGUCACUCAAAAUCUAGACGGUAAAAUGUGAAUGCAUUUACCUUAUCCUGACCUAAUUAUGAGCUAUAGCAUGCAGCGUUUCCAAUCGCUAGUCAUAUUAACCACCUAGACUCCAGCCAAGAAGCCCAAAAUAUGUCAACACGACUUAGACUAAUAGUCACUGACUUCAUAGACCAUUCUCAUCUCUUGGUUCGAUUCCCUCCCCAAUUUUCUUCCGGCUUACUCCAACUUAAGUCAUCGUUGCACAUAGAGGUAGAUAGUGGUUAAGGGAGGGAAUAGUCAUCAAUUAGAAAUAUAUUACUCCUUAUCUAUUUAAAAUUCCUGUGUAUAAAUUUCUAG